AUAUAAAAUUCCCGACGAACACCUUUGUUCCACGAACCAACGUAUGCCCUGGGACGCUCAUUAUCAUAUUUAGAAAACUCGCCAGUCCAAAUGGAAGAAAAUGUGAAAAUUCCAAUUGAAAAAAUUAUCCAAGCACUGGAUCUUAUUGGUAAAACCACAAUUGCAAAGGUAACUCACGACAUCAGGAAUCUUUCACGCGAGGAGCGCAUAAUUAGAUUCUUCUACAAUGAAUUUUUAAAGCCAUUUGCGGACAUACAAUGUGCUAAUCACGCUCAGCCUGAUGAUCAGAUUAUUUUAAGAAAAACACAAACUUCUUCAACACAAACUUCGGGAAAUGUGAUGAACUUCAAUGAAGAUACAUUAGCACUUGAAUGUAAUGAUGAAACAGUCGACGAAACAGCAUGUUCUUUACUUCCACCAUAUGAAGAAGAACGGCUAGAAGAAUAUUUAGCUGAACCUAAUUCAUUAGAUGUUGAUGCUGGAUUGUCGGAAAGCAAUAACUUGCAAAAUGAGGAAAAUACUCUUUCCCAAACUCUUAAGCUACCCCCUGUUCCUCAUCGUAGUGGACAGCAUAGGAAAUAUAAAUCACGAUAUUUUCCUGUUCUAACCGCCGGCGAAAGACUGGCAGAAAUAGAAAAAAAAAGAAAAUGAAAACCAGCAUAAAGCUGAGCUACGUAAAAUCAAAGCUCAAGAACGGCUUAAGUUAAAACUGGAACGGGAAGCACUGCAAAAUAUUAAAAAGAGAAAAAAAAAGAAAAGAUUAAGAAUAAUUCU
Messenger RNA from Anopheles funestus (African malaria mosquito), 774 nucleotides. RefSeq lists its product as uncharacterized. Bases 91 to 651 code for a protein of 186 amino acids. The transcript has a single exon. The record is from RefSeq and is a predicted model, not a curated record. Lineage: Eukaryota; Metazoa; Arthropoda; Insecta; Diptera; Culicidae.